Messenger RNA from Fomitopsis serialis, 1776 nucleotides. RefSeq lists its product as uncharacterized. The coding region runs from base 488 to 1672 and encodes 394 amino acids. The transcript is spliced from 12 exons. The record is from RefSeq and is a predicted model, not a curated record. Gene Ontology annotation, molecular function: 5-methyltetrahydropteroyltriglutamate-homocysteine S-methyltransferase activity; zinc ion binding. Lineage: Eukaryota; Fungi; Basidiomycota; Agaricomycetes; Polyporales; Fomitopsidaceae.
CACGCGUUCGGCAGCGUGCUCGCUAACCAUCGUCCAAAACCAGCGCGGGCAUCGUGUAUGCCGGCAUAUUUUGUCAUCAAUCGCCCUCCUCUCUCACGUUCUGCCUUCCCCUGCCAACGACAUGCGCCCUCAUGACAAUCUCUGUGUCUCCGGGUGCCCUGCCAGGCUUCUCUCCUGCCAAAAACUGGCAGAGUUGUCCGUAAACACCGGCCCAGACACCUGCGCUCUCCUCAAGGUCUCCGCGACGCUCGGGCGAUUCCUCCGGCCGCGUUGCUUCUAGCAUGAGUGGCCUAUAUCAAUUGGGUUGAUCGGUCUCAUUGAACACAGGGUCCACUGGUUACGCUUGCCCGAAAUGCGGCAAGUCUCCCUUCCCUUGAAGGGACCCACAUCGCUGCUCGGAGCCGAUUAUCGCGAAGCUUACGGCUUCUCAUUGAGUAUAUAUGCUUCUGCGGUCAAUCUGUAGCGUUUCCCCGUUGACCGUGCGCCGAUGUCUUUGCAUCUCAACCCUCCUUGCCGCGCUGAGCACAUAGGCUCGCUCCUCCGCCCGCAGAAGCUUGUGGCGAAACGAUUUGAGUAUGAAGGCCAGAAAUGCAGCCACACAGAACUCAAGAUCGUCGAGGACGAGAGUAUCCCUGCGAUUGUGCGAUUACAACAAAAGGCCGGAAUCAAGAGCAUAACUGACGGCGAGAUGAGAAGAGGCGCAUUCUAUCAGGGCAUGUUCGAGACUUUGGGUGGGAUGACGGUCAUUCCUGCGCGUUCCCUGUCCACAUUCAAGGAAUAUCUUCCCUACGUGGCCAUCUUUCACAUGAUGAGACUCACCGAGUACCCAUCGAUCUACACGACUGGCAAGAUCAGGAGGACCAAGGGGGUCCAUACUGAGGACUUCGAGUUUCUGAAAAACCUCGUUUCCCCCGAGGAUGUCAAAUACCUCAAAAUAACUAUCUGCGGCCCUACGUGGAUGCACCUCCGCCAUGGCUCAGAACACGCGUAUGACAAAUCUGUCUAUGCGACCGACGCCGAGUACUUCGAGGACCUCAUCAAGGCCUAUCGUGAGGAAAUUGACGAGCUGUAUCAACUGGGGUGUCGUAACAUCCAAUUCGAUGACCCGACGUUUGCCUUCUUCUGUGCGGAAUCAAUGAUCGCCGGCAUGGAGCAGGCUGGCGUUGAUCAUGAAGCUCUCCUGGAUAUGUACAUUACGAUCUAUAACGAUAUCCUUGCGGAGCGUCCAGGCGACCUGAUGGUGGGCAUCCAUACUUGCAGAGGCAAUUACAAGGGGAUGCAUUACAGCGAAGGUAGCCUCGAAAGAAUAGCGGAGAAGUACUUCCGUAAUUUGGACGUCGAUUGCUACUAUCUGGAGUACGACACAGAACGCUCGGGAGGGUUCGAGCCCUUACGAUUCCUGCCGCCCGACAAGGUUGCCGUGCUAGGGCUUGUGUCAACGAAGGUGUCUCAGCUCGAGAGCAUCUCGGAACUCAAGGCACGCGUUGAGGAGGCUGCUGAGAUAGUCUCGCGAGGAACGCCGAAGCGGUCGAGACAGGACGCACUGAACCAACUCUGCCUUAGCCCGCAGUGUGGCUUUGCGUCCGUGUUCGAAGGCAACCCACUGAGCGAAGAGGAGGAACGACGCAAGCUGGAGCUGGUCGUGGAAGCUGCGAAGCAGAUUUGGCUGUGAUCGCUUGGGUGAUCGUUGGUGGCCCUCGACCGCGAGGUCUGGACCACCGUCUGGUUCGUGUGGAUCACCUCGGCUGAUCACAGGAGCAGGAGGAGGCGUGACUC